UAAACGUCACAGCCGACAUGUUCUUUUCCUUUUACCACGUUUUAGCAGAAAGUGUGUAAAAAUCAUGAUUAGUCAAGUUUCGAAGAAAAGAAAGUUCGUCGCUAAUGGCGUUUUCAAAGCUGAAUUGAACGAAUUCUUGACUCGUGAAUUAGCUGAGGAUGGCUAUUCCGGCGUUGAGGUCCGUGUUACUCCAACGCGUACUGAGAUCAUCAUCAUGGCUACCCGUACACAAAAUGUCUUGGGAGACAGAGGACGUCGUAUCCGUGAAUUGACUGCCGUCGUGCAAAAGAGAUUCAACUUCCCUCCCGGUACCGUUGAAUUGUACGCCGAAAAGGUUGCUACUCGUGGUUUGUGCGCCAUUGCCCAAGCCGAGUCCUUGCGUUACAAAUUGAUCGGUGGCUUGGCUGUUCGUCGUGCUUGCUAUGGUGUCUUGCGUUUCAUCAUGGAAUCCGGCGCCAAGGGUUGCGAAGUUGUCGUUUCCGGCAAACUCCGUGGUCAACGUGCCAAAUCGAUGAAAUUCGUCGAUGGCUUGAUGAUCCACAGCGGUGACCCAUGCAACGACUACGUCGAUACCGCAACACGUCACGUCUUGUUGCGCCAAGGUGUCUUGGGUAUCAAGGUCAAGAUUAUGUUGCCAUGGGAUCCAAAUGGCAAGAUCGGACCAAAACGCCCAUUGCCCGACAACGUUUCCGUGGUUGAGCCAAAAGAGGAGGAAUAUUUCUCAUCAGUUGUCGAACACAAGCCCUUGACAUUGGAUGACAAACCAGCUGAAGUGCAGGUUGAAUAAGCAAAAAAAAAAUGUGUGAGCAAAAAAAUAAAACACAAAAAAUUUACUAAGGUACCACAUUA
This is a messenger RNA of Culicoides brevitarsis, 849 nucleotides long. It is a transcript of the gene RpS3, whose product is annotated as small ribosomal subunit protein uS3A. Bases 65 to 787 code for a protein of 240 amino acids. Gene Ontology annotation, biological process: translation; positive regulation of apoptotic signaling pathway. NCBI's taxonomy places the organism in Eukaryota, Metazoa, Arthropoda, Insecta, Diptera, Ceratopogonidae. The transcript has 3 exons. Gene Ontology annotation, molecular function: structural constituent of ribosome; RNA binding. The record is from RefSeq and is a predicted model, not a curated record. Gene Ontology annotation, cellular component: nucleus; cytosolic small ribosomal subunit.